Notolabrus celidotus (New Zealand spotty) is the source of this 2084-nucleotide messenger RNA. RefSeq names its product Golgi reassembly-stacking protein 2-like. Gene Ontology annotation, molecular function: protein binding. Gene Ontology annotation, biological process: Golgi organization. The transcript has 9 exons. The record is from RefSeq and is a predicted model, not a curated record. Gene Ontology annotation, cellular component: Golgi apparatus. Lineage: Eukaryota; Metazoa; Chordata; Actinopteri; Labriformes; Labridae. Bases 14 to 1216 code for a protein of 400 amino acids.
UCGUCUUAUCUUUAUGAUGUCAUGUUUACAGGUGCAAGAGAAUUCCCCAGGUCACCGUGCAGGACUGGAGCCAUUCUUUGAUUUUAUCAUAUCCAUUUGUGAUACUAGACUGAACAAGGACAACGACACACUAAAAGAGCUGCUCAAGAUGAACGUGGAGAGGCCCGUUCAGAUGCUGCUGUACAGCAGCAAGACGCUGGAAGUGAGGGAGACCACAGUAACACCCAGCAGCAUGUGGGGGGGGCAGGGACUUCUAGGAGUCAGCAUUCGCUUCUGCAGCUUUGAAGGAGCCAAUGAAAAUGUCUGGCAUGUCCUGGAGGUGGAGCCAAACUCUCCGGCAGCCCUGGCUGGUUUGAGGGCUCACACAGACUACAUCAUCGGAGCAGACAUGGUCAUGACUGAGAGUGAAGAUCUGUUCUCCAUCGUUGAAACCUACGAGGGGAAAGAGUUAAAGCUUUACGUUUACAACACAGACACGGACAAUUGCCGUGAGGUGCUCAUCACUCCAAACUGUGACUGGGGCGGAGAAGGCAGUCUAGGAUGUGGGAUUGGCUAUGGCUACCUGCACAGGAUACCUACAGUGCCAUUUUCAGAGGGAAAGAGGGUCAGUUUCCCUUCACAGCCUACCAGCGAGAUAUGUCCUCCACCUAAAGAUGGUUUCACAGAGGUUCAUCUCUCUGCUGUCGUUCCAACUGUUCCUGUUGCGGUGUCUCCUCCUGCACCGACUGGAUUAGAGCAGUCUCUCGCUGGGUUGUCUGUCAGCUCUGACCUGACUUCAGUUGUUAGCAGUCUACAGACAGGAGCUCCUACUCUCCAAGUGCUCAGUCAAGCCCCCUCACAAAGUGUUCCCCCAUCUGCUGCCACACUACCAGGUUUAAUGCCCUUACCAGGAGGCCUUCCACCACUUCCUUCUUUACCAAAUCUUAAUUUCACCUUGCCAGACAUGAGCCAUGUACUCCCACCUGGAGUGAGUGGAUUACAGCACGCAGGUGGUCCACCUCUCGCCCUGCAUGGAGGGGUCCCUGCUGUGACUUUACCCCCAUCAGACUUUAUUCUUCCCCCCAUCACUCCUAAUGCAGCUCCUGCUGUCACACAGGACACUCCAUCUCUCUCCUUCAAGCCCCAAACGAACAAUUCACUCACCGCUACCCCCCUCACAUCUCCAAUGACCGCCUGUGAAUCCAUAAAUAUCACAAUGUCUGCUGACUCAUCUUAGCAGAGAGCGCAUUCUAAGUUGCCAGCAACCUUAUAAGUCUUAACUCAAUAGAGCCAGUUCGGCUACAUUGAACAACUUUUCCUAUACACUGUUAGGAUUUUUUAAAGCUACAUUGCUGCACAUCUCACAUGCAGCAAAACCAAAGCUUUCUCUUGAAUGUUUCCAUAUACUGCAGUCCUGUAUCUGAAGUACAUUUUAUUUCAGCAGAGUUCAAACAUACACUGGGUUACAGAACUUUAAAAUGUCAAGUAUAUGAGGGAGCAGGUUACUUUCGACGUGCAAGUCUGUAUCUUUGCUUCUUUUUUCACUUCUACUACAGAGCCUCUGAAAGUUGGAUUUGGAAUUGGUUGUCUGAACUACUUUUGCUGAACGUAUCCAGUUGAAACUGAGUGCCAGCUUUGCACAAUCUGCAGAUUUUACUGAGAGGAGAGAUGACCUAACAUUUUAUAUUGUUAAAUGAGCUUUCCUCUUUCAAAAGCAGAGCUCUGACUGUACACAGCCUCUGCUGAUUGAAUCUGUUGCUGCUGUAAUAGCUCAGACUAGGGCUACAUUUGAAGUGCAUAUUUUUGUGUACAUAUUUACUGAAAGCUACAUUUUCAGCUUGGUCUCUCUAAAUAUGAAAAGGAAUGCAAAAAGGGAUUGUGAAAAUACAAAAGCACUCCAGAAAAACAGUAACCUUUUAUGGGCUCUGUAAACUACUCGAGGUCUGUGGGUUUGGAUGGGUUCAUGAUAUACUACUUGGUAUUUAUCUUUAUAAAAGCAAGUUUACUUGCUAUCACUGUAGCCAUUAAAUCUACUAAAAGGUUUUGGUUUUGUACAAAAAUAUUAUUUGUAAAGUUGCCUUGAUUAAACUAAUGUAUUUUAUCUA